UGUCAAAUUCAUGUCAAAUUUCAAAUUAGCAAAUUAAAACGUCAAAACAUUUGUCAACCUGUGAGGUUAAAUAUAACAAUUUAUUAAAAUAAUGAUUAUGUUGUGCUGUACUGCAUUUUAAAUCAAAACUAACGUUCUAGUAAGACUUCCGUUUACAUACGGUUGCUAUUGUAUUAUACAAUUUCUAUUCAUUUUUGGAGUGUAACUUAUAGAGCACAUAAAGGUUAUUAAAAUCAAAUUGGAAAUAUCGGAAAAGUCAACGGUUAAUAAACAGGAAAGGACAAAAUGUACAAGUCUUGACAAAACACUAAACAUACGACUGAUAAUGCCCAAGAAAAAUAUGAUUGCCAAAAUAUGCCCCACUUGUAAACAACAGGUUCCCGUAGCAUGUAAAUCUUGCCCAUGUGGACAUUUCUUUUACAAUGCUAGACGUAUAGCUAGAGAGUUUGCAAUAGAAGCUGAUUAUAGACGAAGGACUGCUCGAGUUCGUAGAGAAAAACCAAAUUACUAUGAUGCUUUGGAAUAUGAUAAACAUAUCAAAAAGAUGAAAAAACGGAUUAGUGAAUGUGAAAAUGAUGAUGAUGAAGAGAAAAAGGAUGUUGGAAAAAAUAAAAAGAAGAAAAUAAAAAAGGAGGAUGAUGAAGAUGAUGAAAUAAUAUCAAGGUUCACUCCUGAAAUGCAAUUAAAUUGUCAAAUAGUUUUGGAGCAGAUAAAUAUGAAGUUACAAAUGGUUACUUGGAAACCAACUUAAUUAUUUUAUUUUUAUAUACAGGGUUGGAAAGUCCCCAUGGUUCAUCGCCCGUUACGUGAGAGCGAUAA
Molecule: messenger RNA, 819 nt
Organism: Anoplophora glabripennis (Asian longhorned beetle)
Lineage: Eukaryota; Metazoa; Arthropoda; Insecta; Coleoptera; Cerambycidae
Product: UPF0547 protein C16orf87 homolog
Exons: 3
Coding region: 326-751 (141 amino acids)
Source: RefSeq, a predicted model, not a curated record